UGUCUAAGUUUGGUAUAAACCACAGAAUUUUUAGGAUCGAAUCUAUGGUUUCGAACAAAAUGAACGUGAAAGCAGUUCUGCGAGACUAUUCCAAAGAAUUUAGAACCCGAGAUUUACCCCAGGAAAGGACCAUAAAAACGUGUUUUGAGAAAUGGAGAAGAACCGGGUCGGUUGCUGAUGAUAGAGAGUCCAGGAAAACUGCAACAAAAUCCAUAGAUAAUGAAGAAACGCGUGCACUAGUUGAUGAAUUCUUUACUGCGGAGCCUAAUGCUAGUGUUCGUGUUGCAGCUCAGAGACUCAAUAUUUCCAAAACAAGUCUCUUCCGAAUCAUGAAAGAGCUUGAAUUGAGCGCAUAUAAAAUCCAAUAUCUUCAGGAUUUUAACCCAGAUCAUGAAGAAAGGAGAUUUGAGUUUGCCCAAUCAAUGAUAGAAAAGCUCCAUCAAAAGGAGAUCAACCCUCAUAAGAUUUGGUUCUCAGAUGAGUCUUGGUUCACUCUUGAAGGAGGACUCAAUAAACAGAACUACAGGUUCUGCGGGAAAGUAAAACCGGAUGGUUUCCUGACACGUAAUCUUCAUCCGAAGAAAAUUCUCGUUUGGUGUGCGUUCAGCGCUGAAAAAAUAAAGAAAAAUCAUUGCAAUUAG
Messenger RNA from Panonychus citri (citrus red mite), 641 nucleotides. RefSeq lists its product as uncharacterized. NCBI's taxonomy places the organism in Eukaryota, Metazoa, Arthropoda, Arachnida, Trombidiformes, Tetranychidae. The transcript has 2 exons. The record is from RefSeq and is a predicted model, not a curated record. Bases 45 to 641 code for a protein of 198 amino acids. Gene Ontology annotation, molecular function: nucleic acid binding.